Messenger RNA from Aspergillus ochraceoroseus IBT 24754, 1806 nucleotides. Its product is annotated as ER oxidoreductin. The record is from RefSeq and is a predicted model, not a curated record. The coding region runs from base 1 to 1806 and encodes 601 amino acids. Gene Ontology annotation, molecular function: protein-disulfide reductase activity; FAD binding; thiol oxidase activity. NCBI's taxonomy places the organism in Eukaryota, Fungi, Ascomycota, Eurotiomycetes, Eurotiales, Aspergillaceae. Gene Ontology annotation, cellular component: endoplasmic reticulum membrane; endoplasmic reticulum. The transcript has 3 exons. Gene Ontology annotation, biological process: protein folding in endoplasmic reticulum.
AUGUUCUCUGCAGCCAAAGUCUUUUACCUGGCCGUAUUCGGCUUCAUGAGCCUUUGCAGUGCCGACGCUCAUGAUCGACCACGUACGCUACACGACCAUAAUACAUGCGCAAUUAACCCCUCAGCCAUGGUUUCAGACGCCUGCGUAUCCUACGCCACCGUCGACCAACUUAACGAUCAAGUCUACUCUCUCCUUCAAGAUAUCACGCAAGAAACCGAUUUCUUCUCAUACUACCGUCUCAACCUCUUUAACAAAGUCUGUCCGUUCUGGUCUGACUCAGAGAGCAUGUGUGGCAACAUUGCAUGCUCGGUGAACACCAUCGAUUCCGAAGAAGACAUUCCCUUAACUUGGCGCAUGGAGGAGUUGAGCAAACUUGAAGGUCCCAAAGCAGGCCAUCCAGGGCGCAAGCAACAAAAGGAGCGACCCCGGAACCGACCGCUCCAGGGCAUGCUGGGUGAGAAUGUUGGAGAGAGUUGUGUGGUUGAAUACGAUGACGAGUGCGACGAGCGGGACUAUUGUGUUCCGGAAGAUGAAGGGACUGGCGGGAAAGGUGACUAUGUCAGUUUGGUGGAUAACCCGGAACGCUUCACAGGGUACAUGGGGGCUAGCGCCCGCCUGGUGUGGGAUGCGAUCUAUCGCGAAAACUGUUUCCUGAAGCCGGUUCCCGAGAUGGAGCUUUCUCCUUUCCCUCCUGUGGGCGGCAUCCAGGCUGUCCAGGAUUUCCGUAACGUGCUCCAGCAGGAAUCGAAGCGCAAAGACUUGCCGUUGGAUAAUGAGUGUCUUGAAAAACGGGUGUUCCACCGUCUUAUCAGCGGAAUGCAUGCUUCCAUCUCGACACACCUGUGUUGGGACUACCUCAAUCAGACUACCGGGCAGUGGCAUCCAAACCUCCAGUGUUUCAAAGAGCGCCUACACAAUCACCCGGAGCGCAUUUCGAACCUUUACUUCAACUACGCGCUCGUGUCGCGUGCCGUGGCGAAACUGCGAAAGCACCUGGAGGGCUAUACCUAUUGUAUUAGCGACCCAGCGCAAGACCUUGAAACUAGGGAAAAGAUGUCACUCCUCACUUCUACUCUUGCAGCGCGGCCGCAGAUCUUCGACGAAAACGCCAUGUUCCAGGAUCCUAGCGCUGCUGGUUUGAAGGAGGAUUUCCGAAACCGCUUCCGCAACGUCAGCCGGCUGAUGGACUGUGUGGGCUGUGACAAGUGCCGUCUCUGGGGAAAGCUCCAAGUUAACGGCUACGGAACAGCCCUGAAGGUCCUCUUCGAAUAUGACGAGACAAAGAAUGGCGAGAACCCUCUAUUGCGACGAACCGAGCUAGUGGCUCUCAUCAACACCCUCGGCCGCAUUUCCCACAGCGUCGCAGCGAUCCGAAGUUUCCACCGCGCUAUGGAAGUUGGCGACGGUGAAGUCUUUGCCAUUCCGGCCGGUUCAUCAGCGACGAGGAAGGACCCCUCCGGCCAGAAAACGAGACGUCUUCUGAAAGACGGUGGCUCCACUUUCUACUAUGAAGACGAUAACGAUGAAGACUUUGUAUAUAUCGACGAGAAGCUCCCCUGGGAGCAGCAAAGGGAGCGGCACGAAGACGACACUUUGAUGGAUGACAUCAAGGCUGAGUUCGCGUUGGUGUGGGACACUUUGGUGUUUGUGUUGAAGAGCUGGGCGGCCAUUCCUAGGACGCUGUUUGAGCUCUCUGUUCUCGAGUUUAAUCGUCUUUGGAGUUAUUGGCUCGGUCUUCCUGUGCCACCUAGGACUUGGAAGAUCCGAUUCCCAACGCCGCCAGCACGCCUCCGCGACGAGCUAUGA